AUGGCCGCCAGUGGGGCGUCUUCUAUUUCGGUCACGGUGCGAGUGCGUCCCUUUACGAUUCGAGAGGCUGCGCAAUUGACCAGGACGGAUGAUCAAACCUUGUUUCUUGGAGAUGGCUCGCUGGCGGGUAUACCAACUCCCAAGGUGAACUCAAAGGGCAUUCGGCCAGUCAUCAAGGUCCUGGACGAGAAGUGCCUUAUAUUCGAUCCCCCAGAAGAUCAUGCUGUUACAAGAUUCUCACGAUCAACCGUCGGACCCCAAGGAAAGCGAGCAAAGGACCAGACGUUCGCUUUCGACCGUGUGUUCGACGACACGACCUCGCAAGGCGAUGUAUACGAAGCGACCACAAAACCCCUCCUCGACAGCGUACUCGAUGGCUACAAUGCGACCGUAUUUGCAUAUGGUGCCACUGGCUGUGGAAAGACGCACACGAUCACAGGAACAGCACAACAGCCCGGUAUCAUCUUCAUGACAAUGCAAGAGCUGUUCGAGAAGAUCCAAGAGGUCCAAGAAACAAAGGUGACGGAGAUUACACUGUCUUAUCUGGAGAUCUACAACGAGACCAUUCGCGAUCUGCUGGUGGAAGGUGGAAGUAAGCAGCCUCUGAUGCUGCGAGAAGACGCCAAUCAGGCUGUCUCCGUCGCUGGCCUCUCGAGUCAUAGGCCACAGAAUGUCCAAGAAGUUAUGGACAUCAUUGUCCGUGGCAAUGAGUACCGAACCAUGUCCCCCACUGAAGCGAACGCUACCUCUUCGCGAUCACACGCCGUCCUCCAGAUUAAUGUAUCCUCGAAAGACCGAAACGCAGCAGUAAACGAACCUCACACGAUGGCCACGCUCAGCAUCAUUGAUCUGGCAGGAAGUGAGCGUGCAAGCGCGACAAAAAACCGUGGGGAACGUCUCACAGAAGGUGCCAACAUCAACAAGUCUCUACUUGCACUUGGGAGCUGCAUCAAUGCAUUAUGCGAUCCUCGAAAGCGCAAUCACAUCCCAUACCGAAACUCUAAAUUGACGCGACUGCUCAAGUUCUCACUCGGUGGUAAUUGUCGAACAGUCAUGAUCGUAUGUGUCAGUCCUUCAAGUGUGCACUUUGAUGAGACGCAGAAUACGCUACGCUACGCCAAUCGCGCGAAGAACAUCCAGACCAAGGUCACCAAGAAUGUAUACAAUGUCAACAGGCACGUGAAAGACUACCUGGUCAAGAUCGACGAACAGCGGCAUCUCAUUGAUGAGUUGAUGAAGAAGCAGAAGGAUUUCGAAGGCAGCGCAUUUGUCAAGUUCCAGAAGCAAAGUGAAAAGAAGGAUGGGGUGCUGCGAGACGCAGUGGCACGUUUGCGUCAAGCAUAUGCCGAGUCAGAACACGAGCGCCGGGACCGUCUCAACAUGAUGAAGACGCUGAAGCAAGCGGAGAAGCGUAUUUCUCUUAUCUCUGCAUGGAUAGCAGCGUUCGAUCAUGUGAGGGAUGCUCGAGAGCAAGAGGAGAUGCCAUCACAGGUGGCUGCUAUAAGAGAUACAGCAGUCGGAAUUUCGGCUGAGUUGGAACAAACUCGGCAACACUGCCAUCGGCGAAUGGAGCGCACGAAUUGGGCUGGCAAGCUGGAUACCGCUCUACAUGUUGGGCUCCGGGCAUUGACUGAGGUUGAUGGAUCUACCGACAGUCAUGACGCAGCCAAUCUAACGAGGGAGUAUGAGCUACUCAAGUCGAAUGCUGAUCGUGAAGUUCUCAACGCUGUUUUGGAGCAGGAAAGGGGUGGAGAUGCUGCCAUCGUUCAAGUACUUGUACAGGCACACAUCGAAACAGUCGCGAUACUAAGUCAAAUAUCCCAAAUGGAUGAGAAUGAGGCCGUCGAAGCAGCGCGCAAGCUUCUCACCAAGAUCAUGAACUCCUGCACAAAUGCCAGCGCACAGGUUAUCCGUCCGGACGGUGGACUUCCAGUAACAGAGUUCUUUGCUCCAAGCCAUCGGGGAACACCGAAGAGGAGGAAGCCAGUCAACGUCGCGGGCCCAUCACCUCUGCGAGCGUUAGCCCCACCUUCAUUCACAGAUGCACCACACCUGACUUCUUCACCUAUGAAAGGAUCGCCGCGUCGCAAGAAAGUCCUUCAGGUCAACAAGAAAGGCGUCCAAUUCUCGCCAAUGAAGAAGAAGUCCCCGUUGAAGUCGAAGCGAGGUGUACGCUGGCGAGACGAUACGGAGAACGGUACCCUGGCAGAAUUCCAGAAGACACCUGAACACUUCGAAUCGACGCCUACCAGCUCAUCGAUUGAACAGCCGCCACCACAAUUUUCCACUCAUAUCCCAGGACCAGCACUUGGUCAUAAUGGAUCCUCGCCCAUCCCAACGCCCCCGAAAGCGUCUGUAGACUUGAAAGGCUCCAGCCGGUUUGCACUCGGCGCUCUUUCCAAACGGUCAGACGGUUCCCCUGCACCCCGUACCACUACUGGAUUUAAUUCUGAUUCAGACAAUACAUCACCACUCCGUGAGAUUGGCACGAACACGCUCCGCCAAACCGCCCUCAAUAUGGCCGAGAACGCCAAGACCAAUGGACGAAACGAUAACAGCGGAGAUUCUUCCUCCGAAGAAGAAAAGUGGUCCAGUGCCGACGCCCGCCAAAUUAGCACAGCCAUGAAGCGCCGCUCCUCUAUGAACAAAGGCUCCAUCCCUAUAAACCGCGCUCACCGUCGUCGCAGCCCUACAGCAGCAUCGUGUAGUCCACCCAACGAGAACUCGCUGCUCUCGGCUGGCGCGGCGCGGCGGAUGGUGAAAGGCAAUCAUGAUGGUACUUGGCAGUCUAAUGUGCUCGGUCCAAGGGUAACGCCCAUCAUGAAGGGCCCUGCAAGGCGCACGACGAUGGCAGAUUCCGGACCUAGGGAGCCUGCGUUGAAUCGGGCGCCUGUUCGGAUUGUUAGCAACAGUUCGAAUGGCUCAGCUGGGUCGAGGGGAAGUUUCAUGCCGAAUUCUAAGAGCGUUUGGCGGUGA
This is a messenger RNA of Plenodomus lingam JN3, 2976 nucleotides long. RefSeq lists its product as uncharacterized. Gene Ontology annotation, molecular function: microtubule motor activity; ATP binding; microtubule binding. NCBI's taxonomy places the organism in Eukaryota, Fungi, Ascomycota, Dothideomycetes, Pleosporales, Leptosphaeriaceae. Gene Ontology annotation, biological process: microtubule-based movement. The record is from RefSeq and is a predicted model, not a curated record.